This is a messenger RNA of Orycteropus afer afer, 930 nucleotides long. RefSeq names its product olfactory receptor 2A2-like. Bases 1 to 930 code for a protein of 309 amino acids. The transcript has a single exon. The record is from RefSeq and is a predicted model, not a curated record. NCBI's taxonomy places the organism in Eukaryota, Metazoa, Chordata, Mammalia, Tubulidentata, Orycteropodidae. Gene Ontology annotation, cellular component: membrane. Gene Ontology annotation, biological process: G protein-coupled receptor signaling pathway. Gene Ontology annotation, molecular function: G protein-coupled receptor activity; olfactory receptor activity.
AUGGAGGGAAACCAAUCGUGGGUCACAGAGUUCCUCUUGGUGGGAUUCCAGCUCUGUAGAGGGACGGAGGUUCUCCUCUUCUCCAUCUUCUUCCUGGUCUACGUCUUCAGUCUGCUGGCAAAUGGGAUGAUCUUGGGGCUCAUCUGUAUGGACCCCAGACUGCACAGCCCCAUGUACUUCUUCCUCUCACACUUGGCCGUCAUUGACAUAUCUUAUGCUUCCAACAAUGUCCCCAAGAUGCUGGCAAAUCUAGUGAACCAGAAGAGAACCAUCUCUUUUGUCCCUUGCAUAAUGCAAGCGUUUUUGUAUUUGGCGUUUGCUGCCACAGAGUGUCUGAUCUUGGUGGUGAUGUCUUAUGACAGGUAUGUGGCCAUCUGCCACCCACUACAUUACACCGUCUUCAUGAGCUGGAGGGUGUGCAUUGUUUUGUCCAUCACCUCCUGGGCAUGUGGGUUUAUCCUUGCCACUCUACAUGCCAUUCUCCUUCUAAGACUGCCCUUCUGUGGACCACAGGAAGUGAACCACCUCUUCUGUGAAAUCCUAUCUGUCCUCAAGCUGGCUUGUGCCAACAUCUGGAUCAACCAAGUGGUCCUCUUUGCUGCCAGUGUGUUUGUCUUAGUUGGCCCCUUUUCCUUCAUGCUGGUCUCCUAUGCACGCAUCCUCUGGGCCAUCCUGAAGAUCCAGUCUGGGGAGGGCCGCAGAAAGGCCUUCUCCACUUGCUCCUCCCACCUCUGUGUGGUUGGGCUCUUCUUUGGCAUAGCCAUGGUGGUUUACAUGGUUCCAGACUCCAAGCAACGAGAGGAGCAGGAGAAAAUGCUUUCUUUGUUUCAUAGCCUCUUGAACCCCAUGCUGAAUCCCCUCAUCUACAGCCUGAGGAAUGUGCAAGUGAAAGAUGCCUUCUACAGAGCACUGCAGAAGAGGGCAAUGUGA